CCUUGGGGGGAGGGGCGCCCCGCGCUGCCGCUAGCGUCGCCGCCAUGGACCUAGGACCCUUGAAUAUCUGUGAAGAAAUGACUAUUCUGCAUGGGGGCUUCUUGCUGGCCCAGCAGCUGUUCCGCCCCAAAGCACUGGCAGAAUUGACAAAGUCUGACUGGGAGCAUGUUGGGCAGCCCAUUGUGGAGGCCUUGAGGGAGAUCUCCUCCACCGCAGCAUGCUCCCAACCCUUUGCCUGGAAGAAGAAAGCUCUGAUCAUCAUCUGGGCCAAGAUUCUUCAGCCCUACCCUGUCAGCCCCUCUGACACUGAAACUCGGUGGCAGGAAGAUGUGUUUUUCUCAGUAGGCAACAUGAUCCCUACCAUCAAUCACACGGUCCUUUUUGAGCUGCUCAAGUCCCUGGAAGCUUCUGGACUCUUUAUCCAGCUCCUGAUGGCCCUGCCCACCACCAUCUGCCGUGCAGAACUAGAGCACUUUUUGGAGCACAUGAUGAUUGACACUUCUUCAAAGGAUGUGGCCUUUUUCCUCGAUGUCUGGUGGGAAAUGAUGAAGCACAAGGGCAAUCAGCAGGACCCCCUGCUCUCCCAGUUUCGGACAAUGGCCCAUAAGUACUUAUCCUCUUCAGAUGAGUUCUCCCAUCCUCCAAAGAGGUUCAAGUCAGACCCAGAUGUGUGUCCUACCAUGCCCCUGUUGGCCAUGCUGCUCACUGGGCUGAAGCAAAUCCAAAAUAGAAUCCUGUGCCCUGGGAUGAAGUGCUGUGCAUUAGCCAACUUGGCUGACAUGCUGACUGUGUUUGCACUGAUGGAGGAUGACCCCCAGGAAGUAUCUGCAAGUGUGUAUCUAGACAAACUGGCCACGGUGAUCUCCGUGUGGAAUUCAGACACGCAGAACCCAUAUCACCAACAGGCACUGGCAGAGAAGGUAAAGGAGGCAGAACGGGACGUCAGCCUGAGCUCGCUGGCCAAACUCCCGAGUGAGACGAUUUUUGUGGGGUUUGAGUUCAUGCGCAGCCUGCUCCAGGAGUGGGGGGAAGAGCUGCAGGUCAUGCUCAACAGCAGCCACGGGACGAAUUAUGACAGCUAUCGGCUGUGUGACAGUCUGACUUCCUUCAGCCAGAACUUGAAGCUCUACCUGAAUACCACUGGCUUGUCCAAGGAGGAGAGGCAGGUGGUCUCUGAGCUGGCAGAGAGUGUUGAGGACUUCCUGAGGAAAACAAACAGGGUGCUGAAGAACAAGGGCUUCGAGAAGGACAUCACCGCCUCGAUUGCCAUGGCCGUUAUUGAGCAGAAGAUGGACCGGCAUAUGGAAAUGUGCUACAUUUUUGCUUCUGAGAAGAAGUGGGCCUUCUCGGAUGAGUGGCUGGCUUGCCUGGUUAAUAACCGGGCUCUCUUCCGAGAGCCAGACUUGGUGUUAAAGCUGCUGGAAACAGUGAUAGAAGUAAGUACGACAGACAGAGCCAUCCCCGAAUCUCAGCUCAAACAAGUGAUCGACUUGAUCCUGGAAUGUUAUGCAGACUUAUCACUGCCAGAUAAAAAUAAAGUCCUCUCAGGUGUCCUGCUCUCCUGGGGGCGAAAGGGCCUCUCUGAGAAGUUGUUGGCUUACUUGGAGGGGUUUCAGGAAGACCUCAAUACGACUUUUAACCAGCUCGCACAGAGUGCCUCUGAACAGGGCUUGGCUAAAGCUGUAGCUUCUGUGGCCCGCCUGGUGAUACUGCACCCGGAGAUGACAGUGAAGAAAAUGUGCAGCAUGGCUGUGGUCAGUCUCGGCACCCAUAAGUUCCUGGCUCAGAUUCUCACCGCCUUCCCUGCCCUUAGGUUCACGGAAGAGCAAGGUCCAAAUCCAUCCAUCACUUUCGUGGCGUCAUGCCUCAAAGAAACCGUCUGGACAAAGUUCUCUACACCCAAGGAAGAAAAGCAAUUUUUGGAGCUCCUGAGCUGCCUGGGGAGUCCUGUGAAGCCCAAAGGGAUUCCAGUCGCUGCUCUUCUUGAGCCAGAUGAGGUGCUAAAGGAAUUCGUCCUGCCUUUCUUGAUGCUGGAUGUCAGAGAGGUGGACCUCAGUCUGAAGAUCUUCAUCCAGACUCUUGAAGCGAAUGCGUGCUUAGAGGAAUACUGGCUCCAGACUUGUUCUCCAUUCCCCCUCAUCUUCAGCUUGUGCCAGCUCCUGGAUUGCUUCAGCAAAUACUGGCAGCUCCCCAAGGAGAAGCGGUGCCUCUCUUUGGAUGGGAAGGAUCUGGUGAUCCAUAUUCUGGAGCUCCUCUGUGAGAUUGUAUUAGCUAAUGCUGAGACCUUUUCCCCAGACACCUGGAUCAAGUCCCUGUCCUGGCUCCACCGGAAGUUGGAGCAACUAGACUGGACUGUGGGCCUGAGACUGAAGAACUUCUUUGAGGGCCACUUCAAGUGUGAGGUGCCAGCCACACUUUUUGAGAUCUGUAAGCUUUCUGAGGAUGAGUGGACCUCCCAGGCCCACCCUGGGUAUGGGCCAGGCACAGGGCUUCUUGCCUGGAUGGAGUGCUGCUAUAUCUCCAGCAGCGUCUCUGAGCGGAUGCUCUCCCUCUUGGUGGUGGAUGUGGGCAACCCUGAGGAGGUCAGAUUGUUCAGCAAGGGCUUUCUGGUGGCCCUGGUGCAAGUCAUGCCUUGGUGUAGCCCCCAGGAGUGGCAGUACCUUUACCAGGUGACCAGGAGACUAUUGGAGAAACAGCUCCUGCAUGUCCCUUAUAGCCUGGAAUAUAUUCAGUUUGUUCCUCUGCUCAACCUGAAGCCCUUUGCGCAGGAGCUCCAACUCUCCAUACUCUUCCUGAGAGCUUUCCAGUUUCUCUGCAGCCGGAGUUGUCGUAAUUGGCUUCCUAUGGAAGGCUGGAGCCAUGUGGUCAAACUCCUCUGUAGCAGUCUGACCAACCUCCUGGACUCAGUUAGGUUAAUACAGUCAGUUGGCCCACGGGCUCAAGGACAAGAACAGGACCUGACCCAGGAAACCCUAUUUUUUUAUACCCAGGUAUUCUGUCAUGUUCUGCACAUCAUGGCCAUGCUCCACCAAGAGGUGUGUGAACCACUCUACGUUUUGGCCUUGGAAAUCCUCACCUGCUAUGAAACACUGAGCAAGACCAACCCUUCUGUUAGCUCCUUGUUGCAGAAGGUAAAUGAGCAGCGCUUCUUAAAGUCCAUCGCUGAGAACAUUAGCCCCGAGGAGCGGCGCCAAACGCUGCUGCAGAAGAUCAGCAACUUCUGACCUUUGUAGAUCAGAAGACAGCUGGGCCUCAACUUGGUGGGGUCUACCAGGGCUAGAGCUGAGAAACUUUUUGGUUAAGUGAGAUUGUACACAAGCUGAAAAGUAUAUGGCAAUGACAGUGUAAAGAAAAUAGUUUCUUAGGUAUUUGUAACAUACAAAUUAUAAUAAAAGUCUCUUGAGUUUCA
Diceros bicornis minor is the source of this 3409-nucleotide messenger RNA. RefSeq names its product gem nuclear organelle associated protein 4 (gene GEMIN4). Gene Ontology annotation, biological process: spliceosomal snRNP assembly; rRNA processing. The record is from RefSeq and is a predicted model, not a curated record. Gene Ontology annotation, cellular component: SMN complex. Bases 45 to 3224 code for a protein of 1059 amino acids. Lineage: Eukaryota; Metazoa; Chordata; Mammalia; Perissodactyla; Rhinocerotidae. The transcript is spliced from 2 exons.